Molecule: messenger RNA, 8375 nt
Organism: Pogona vitticeps (central bearded dragon)
Lineage: Eukaryota; Metazoa; Chordata; Lepidosauria; Squamata; Agamidae
Gene: AFDN
Product: afadin, adherens junction formation factor
Biological process (GO): regulation of protein localization; signal transduction
Cellular component (GO): adherens junction
Molecular function (GO): cell adhesion molecule binding
Source: RefSeq, a predicted model, not a curated record
AAAAAGAAUAGCCUUUCGCUGACUCCUCGCGGGGGCGGAAGGGAGGUGAGCGGUGCUCGCGCCGAGCUCGCAGCAGAACGCCCGAGCGGGCACGCGCAUGGCACAGUCUCUCUGUGAGAAAAGGCGGGGAGAAGGGAAAGGAGACAACCGGGGCGGGGAGUGAGGCGGCUGCUGGUGCUGCGUUCCGUGUGGCGAAGGAGAGACGCUGUCGAACAGGAAGCGCUGCCACCACCACAUCCAGCGCCGCUCCGUGCCUGUACUGAAGCGAAAGGGGCAAAGUCUGGGCUUGUGAAAGGAGGUGUGAGGCGGCGCCGGGAGACGGGAUUCCUAUCCGCCAGCCUCUGUUUUCGUUUUUUUUCCUCUCCCCCCCCCCUUUUUACAAUCUACCGGGAGCUCCGUGUAGAAGCCGCGCGGCCCGGCGCGGCCCUCCUAUCGUGUAGGUGGCUCCGAGAGCCCCAGAGGGCGGCUGAGGAGGAUGUCGGGCGGCGGUGGAGGUAGCCGGGAAGAGGAACGGCGCAAGCUGGCCGACAUCAUCAACCACUGGAACGCGAACCGGCUGGACCUGUUUGAAAUUAGCCCCCCCACAGAGGACUUGGAAUUCCAUGGAGUUAUGAGAUUUUAUUUUCAAGACAAAGCAGCUGGAAAUUUUGCAACAAAGUGUAUCCGUGUAUCUAGCACUGCCACAACUCAGGAUGUGAUAGAGACGCUCGCAGAGAAAUUCCGGCCAGAUAUGCGAAUGUUAUCAUCCCCCAAAUACUCCCUCUAUGAAGUUCACGUCAGUGGAGAAGAAAGAAGAUUGGAUAUAGAUGAGAAACCUCUAGUUGUACAGUUAAAUUGGAACAAAGAUGAUAGAGAGGGAAGAUUUGUACUCAAGAAUGAAAAUGAUGCACUUCCUCCAAAGAAGGCUCAAAGCAAUGGCCCUGAAAAACAGGAGAAGGAGGGAGUGAUCCACAAUUUCAAACGUACUCUAUCAAAAAAAGAAAAGAAGGAGAAAAAGAGACGAGAAAAAGAAGCAUUGCGGCAAACUUUAGAUAAUGAUGGACCUUUUCACGGGGACGAUAUUGAGAAUUCUCGUCUUGCAGCAGAAGUCUACAAAGAUAUGCCUGAAACCAGUUUCACACGCACAAUAUCCAAUCCAGAGGUGGUAAUGAAACGGCGGAGACAGCAAAAGUUAGAGAAGAGAAUGCAGGAAUUCCGGAGCUCUGAUGGCAGACCAGAUUCAGGAGGGACAUUGAGAAUUUAUGCUGACAGUCUGAAACCAAAUAUACCAUACAAGACAAUCCUGCUGUCUACUACAGAUACUGCAGAUUUUGCAGUUAUUGAGGCAUUGGAGAAGUACGGUUUAGAAAAGGAAAAUCCAAAGGACUAUUGUAUUGCGCGUGUAAUGCUUCCUCCUGGUGCUCAGCAUUCUGAUGAUAAAGGUGCUAAAGAAUCUAUUCUUGAUGAUGAUGAGUGUCCACUUCAGAUAUUCAGGGAAUGGCCAAGUGACAAAGGGAUACUGGUAUUUCAAUUAAAAAGGCGGCCACCUGAUUAUAUCCCAAAGAAGUUGAAAAAACAAGUAGAUGGAAAGCCAUUAAAGGGGAAGGAGAGAGUUGACGGGUCUGGUUAUGGCUCUUCCCUUCCUCCAGAGAAACUACCUUAUCUUGUUGAACUAAGUCCAGGGAGAAGGAAUCAUUUUGCCUACUACAACUAUCACACUUAUGAAGAUGGUUCUGAUUCCAGAGAUAAACCAAAGCUCUAUCGUUUGCAAUUAAGUGUGACAGAGGUUGGUACAGAAAAAUUUGAUGAAAACUCAAUCCAGUUAUUCGGUCCAGGAAUUCAACCUCAUCAUUGUGACCUCACUAACAUGGAUGGAGUUGUUACAGUUACCCCAAGAAGCAUUGAUGCUGAGACUUACGUAGAAGGCCAGCGGAUCUCCGAGACCACAAUGCUGCAAAGUGGCAUGAAGGUUCAGUUUGGGACCUCUCAUGUAUUUAAGUUUGUGGAUCCUGUUCAAGAUCACAUUCCUAAAGGACGUCUGGAGGCAGGUCACAUGGUCAAAAGUUCACGACUCAAAGCUGGAACUGUACAGGAAACUACAUUUGAUUUGGAGGGUGACAUCCAUAGUGGAAUAGGAUUACCUACUAGCAAGAGCACCAACAGGUUGGACAGUGACAGAAUGUCAUCUUCCAGCACAGCUGAACGUGGCAUGGUGAAACCAAUGGUCAGAAUAGAACAGCAGGAUUACCGCAGGCAGGAUGGCAGACCUCAGGAUGGACAUGGACCUGAACUGGUAUUACCUGCAAGCAUUGAAUUCAGGGAAAGCUCUGAAGAUGCCUUUUUGUCUGCCAUCAUAAAUUACACCAAUAGUUCAACAGUGCAUUUUAAGCUGUCUCCUACUUAUGUUUUGUACAUGACAUGUCGGUAUGUAUUGUCGAACCAGUAUAGACCUGACAUCAGUCCUGCUGAACGUAGUCACAAAGUCAUUGCAAUAGUCAACAAGAUGGUGAGCAUGAUGGAAGGAGUUAUACAGGAGGUAGACCAGGUUGAUCAGAAACAGAAGAAUAUUGCUGGGGCUCUUGCUUUCUGGAUGGCAAAUGCAUCUGAAUUACUAAACUUCAUUAAGCAGGACCGAGACCUUAGUAGGAUUACAUUAGAUGCACAAGAUGUUUUGGCACACCUAGUUCAAAUGGCAUUCAAAUAUCUGGUUCAUUGUCUUCAGUCAGAGCUUAAUAACUACAUGCCUGCAUUUCUUGAUGAUCCAGAAGAAAAUAAUCCUCAAAGACCUAAAAUAGAUGAUGUCUUGCAUACACUAACUGGAGCAAUGUCCCUCUUGCGACGCUGUAGAGUGAAUGCAGCACUGACUAUACAACUCUUCUCCCAACUAUUUCAUUUUAUCAACAUGUGGCUUUUUAACAGACUGGUUACUGAUCCAGAUUCAGGAUUGUGUUCACAUUACUGGGGAGCAAUCAUCCGUCAGCAGUUGGGACACAUUGAAGCGUGGGCAGAAAAACAAGGCUUAGAGCUGGCUGCUGAUUGUCACCUUAGCAGAAUAGUACAAGCAACUACAUUACUUACUAUGGAUAAAUAUUCACCUGAAGACAUUCAAAGUAUUAACAGUACCUGCUUUAAACUCAAUUCUCUGCAACUGCAUGCAUUGCUACAAAAUUACCAUUGUGCUCCAGAUGAGCCAUUCAUCCCAACAGAAUUAAUAGAAAAUGUUGUAGCUGUUGCAGAAAAUACUGCUGAUGAGCUCGCUCGUAGUGAUGGUAGAGAAGUACAACUAGAAGAGGAUCCUGAUCUGCAGCUACCCUUUCUUCUGCCAGAAGAUGGUUACUCAUGUGAUGUUGUUAGAAACAUUCCAAAUGGGUUGCAAGAAUUUUUAGAUCCUCUCUGCCAAAGAGGUUUCUGUAGACUGGCACCCCAUCCACGUUCACCAGGAACAUGGACAAUAUAUUUUGAAGGUGCAGAUUAUGAAAGUCAUCUACUACAAGAGAAUGCUGAUCUGGCUCAACCCUUAAGGAAAGAGCCAGAGAUCAUCACUGUGACAUUAAAGAAGCAAAAUGGGAUGGGUCUGAGCAUUGUAGCUGCUAAGGGUGCUGGCCAAGAUAAACUUGGAAUCUAUGUAAAGUCCGUGGUGAAAGGUGGUGCUGCAGAUGUGGAUGGUCGGCUGGCUGCAGGGGAUCAGUUGCUUAGUGUCGAUGGCCGCAGUUUGGUUGGACUUUCCCAAGAAAGGGCAGCAGAGCUGAUGACAAGAACAGGAUCAGUAGUGACUCUAGAAGUGGCAAAACAAGGAGCAAUUUACCAUGGCCUAGCAACUCUUCUUAAUCAGCCAUCCCCAAUGAUGCAAAGAGUGUCAGAUCGCCGUGGCUCAGGUAAACCCCGACCAAAGAGUGAAGGCUUUGAGCUAUAUAACAACUCUGCUCAGAAUGGAUCGCCUGAGAGUCCUCAACUAACUUGGCCAGAAUAUAAUGAACCAAAGAAGUUACCAGGAGAUGACAGACUGAUGAAGAAUCGGGCUGAUCACCGAUCUAGUCCCAAUGUAGCAAAUCAGCCUCCAAGCCCUGGAGCCAAGAACACUUAUGCAAGUGGGACUACUAACAAGAUAACAUCAGUGUCUACUGGAAAUCUUUGUACAGAGGAACAGAUACUACCACCCAGACCAGAAGCAUAUCCUAUCCCGACACAAACUUACACCAGGGAGUACUUUACAUUUCCAGCAUCCAAGUCUCAGGAUCGAAUGGGACCUGCUCAGAAUCAGUGGUCAAGUUACGAAGAGAAGCCACAGAUCCCAGCAGAAAGUAAUCAUUAUAUCACUGCGACAAUACAGCGUGCAACACGUUCUCAGGAAGAACUACGAGAUGAUAAAGGGUAUCAGCCAGAAAGGAAUCGAUUAGAUGUUGUAAUACGAAAGGAUGUGGAAUAUAUAGAUCGGAAAUCAGAUAGUGAUCCUUGGAUGAAUUCUUCUGUGGAUUCUAGCACAUCAAGCCAAGAGCAUCUAAACCAUUCUUCGAAAUCCAUCCCCACUGGUUCUUCUUUAACCAAAAGUGGACCUGGUCGUUGGAAAACUCCUAUUGCCCCUCAACCAAUAUUGACAACAUCCCAGUCCACCAGAACAGACCUUCCUCCCCCUCCGCCUCCCCCACCAGUGCACUAUGCGGCUGACUUUGAUGGACUACAAAUGGAUUUGCCUCUGCCACCUCCACCGCCACCUCCAAAUCAGUUGGGCCCUCAGGCAUCAUCUCAGGUUGCUGCUGCUGCUGAGCGUAAAAAGAGAGAAGAACAUCAAAGAUGGUAUGAAAAAGAAAAGGCACGUUUAGAGGAAGAACGAGACAGGAAACGUAGAGAGCAGGAAAGAAAGCUGGGCCAGAUGCGUGCUCAGCCAUUAAUUCCUGCUCAGUCCCUCCUGCCUCCUGUUUCAGUUCAGCAGGUGAAACCAGAAAAACCUUCAACACUGCAGAGGUCUCAGGAAACUGUCAUCCGAGAAUUACAGCCCCAACAGCAACCCCGAACCAUUGAACGGAGAGAUCUGCAGUACAUCACCAUAAGCAAAGAAGAGUUAUCCUCUAGUGAUAGCUUGUCACCUGACCCUUGGAAGCGAGAUGCAAAGGAGAAGUUGGAGAAGCAACAGCAAAUGCACAUUGUGGAUAUGCUGAGCAAAGAGAUCCAAGAACUUCAGAACAAGCCAGAUCGCACAGCUGAAGAGAAUGAUCGCCUGCGCAAGCUCAUGCUUGAGUGGCAGUUCCAGAAACGAUUGCAGGAGUCAAAGCAAAAAGAUGAGGAUGAGGAUGAUGAAGAAGACGAUGAUAUUGAUACUAUGCUCAUUAUGCAGCGACUAGAAGCCGAGAGAAAGGCAAGGCAGACUGCUAUGCCAGCAAUCUCUGUUCUAGAUUUGCUACAGGAUGAAGAGCGCAGGCGGCAGCAGCAGUUGGAAGAGAUGCGUAAACGGGAGGCAGAAGACAGAGCCAGACAAGAAGAGGAGCGCUGGCGCCAAGAGGAGGAGCGAACAAGGAGAGAGGCUGAGCAAAAGAGGCGGCAAGAGGAAGAAUAUUACAAUCGCUUGGAAGCUGAAAGGCGCCGGCAGCAUGAUGAGGCAGAACGGAGAUUGCUGGAACCUGAUGAGCCUGGUCUGUACAGACCUCCGCUUCCACGGGAAUAUGAAUUCCCACCCCCACCCCUUUCAUCUAAUGCUCCUCCUCCCCCACCUCAGCGAAACACCUCUUACCUCAAAACACAGGUCCUCUCCCCUGAUACGAUUUAUACUGCCAAGUUUGUUGCUUACAGUGAUGAGGAGGAGGAGGAUUCCUGUCUAGCAGCAGGUCAGGAUAAGUACUCCAGUACAAGAAAAUCUUAUGGUGACCUUCCUCCUGCCACCCUUAAGCCACAGCAGCCCUCACGCCAGCCACGCCCAGCCUCAGAUGGCAUCUUUCUUGCCAACUCAUUCCAGCCAUCCUCGGUCAAUGCCAACAGUACUGCUUUCAAAACAGGCCAGCCCCCUCCCCCACCAAACAAACCGAGUUUCAUCAAUUCCAGCAACUUGAAAGGCUUAAACUACACUGGAUCUACUGGAGCAAUUGCAGGCUCACACGAAUCUCACCAGGAUCCGAGAGAGAAAAAAUCAAAAAGUCAAGAUACAGAGUUACCUGGUGCACCAGAGAACUUGACUUUCCGGGAGCGACAGAGACUCUUCUCCCAGGGCCAGGAUGUGUCCAACAAAGUAAAGGCAUCUAGGAAAUUAAUGGAAUUGGAAAAUGAACUGAAUACAAAAUAGGAUAAAAGGCACCUUAUUAAACAUAAAUCAGAAGAAUCUUUGUGGGACUAGAGAAGACGGUUUUUAAGAAGAGCUAAAUGUCUUCAGAUAAAUGAGAUUGAAUUCUCUGUUUGAACUGUUUUACUUUAAACAUGUUGCAAUAGCAAGAAAAAUCAUUCUUUACCAAGAGCUUUGUGGUUUAUACAAUUAAAGCACUGUAACAUAUAUUUUAAUUAAUAUGAAUCAAGUGUCAUGUCCUUUCUCCAUGUCUUACCUUUGUUUGGGGGUUUAACUACUAUUACAGUACUCCCAGUUGCUUCCUGGUUUCUUACAGAAAUCCUUUUUUAGCUGCUAAGCUGAAAGGGUGGCUAUAGCUUGAACUGCCUAAUCUCUGCACUGGUUUGUUACACUGUAGGGUGUUUGAUAAAAGCUCUGUGGUGGUAUACAAACUUAAAGAGAUAUUGACAGCUGUUCAUAUACACUAUUAGCAUAUCACUGAAAGUUAGGAUUGAAUUCAUUGGGUUACCUUGAAUAAGCUUUUGCAGUGAAAACAAGUUGAAUAUUCUGAAACUGAAGGGCUUCAAUGGAGCACUGAAUCCUUACACAAAGCAUCUAUAUCAUACAGAUAGAGCUUUGGACAUUAAACAGUUGACAUCUUGAUGGCUAUCCAGCAGAGUGACAAGUGCCCUAGUUUUCCCAGUUAUUCUCUUACCCCUAUGCUGAUCUGCAAAUCAGUUAAAACUUUCAGUGUUUUGGUGAGCGCUGAAGAGGCUAGUAGAAGCUGGAUGAAUUUAUGGAUGUGUGCGUGUGAAUGUGUGACUAGGCACAAUAGGAUUUUUAAACUAUGUAGAAAUUCUAGAUAUAAGCAAUAGGAAUAAGCUCUUACUAGUAGUCUUGUUGUAGCCAAGCCAAAACCAAAGUUAAAUUUUCACAAAGAGACUAGAUUUCAAUUACAAAUAGAUAGCAUACUAAGCACUGUGCUCAGAGGAAAUGUAGUUAUUGCAGCUGCUAUGGAAAAGAAGGCUCAUAUCCUAUUGCUUAAACACAGAGUGGAAGGUUAAUCAUAUAACCAUCCUUGUUUCUCAGGCAGGCUUCCUGGAGCAUGCCUGUUCUUGCACUGGUUGCAAGGGCAGUUGUGCAGCUGAUUGCAUGUCAGAAAACCUGCUUGCCUUGUAUUUAGGUCAUAGGAUAUUGGCCAAAAUAUUGCCUGCCAAUAAGGAUUUCACUGAGGUGGCUUAACAGUGCUCUGGCCAGCACCCUACUAGUCCUUCAUGUUGGGAAGUGGUGGUCAAGCUGCCUCUGGUUUAUUAGGGUCCUUUUCUGAAAUACUGUAGCAAGUAUUGGCAGUUCAAGCUAUUUUUCACACUAUAUUGCAGCAUUAUUUAAUUUUCUAAAUGGUUGAAACCUUCUCCUACCAUUUUUCCUUCAGUUAUGUGUAUAUGGUUGAUGCUGAGAAUAAGGACCUCAUCUGAGUUUGUUUCUCAUUGUGUGAUGUUGAAAACAAUAUAUUAUAUUGUGAUUUGAAGCAAAUUUUCUAUUUCAUAAAGCCCUUAAUUGGGUUUUAGAUGAUUUUUCUGUAUAAUAUGUUCUCUUAUAAAUAUAUAUUUAGGGAAUUAUGCACACUUCCAAAUGCAGAGGAUAGACUUUCACUGCCUUAGAAAUCACUUUUAAUAAGUUGUAUGAUAAAAAAUAAAUUCAAGUUAAUGAUAUUAAAAUUGGAGUGUAAAUAUUUUUUUUACAUAUUUCAGAUUUCUUAUUUGAAAGUGUGCUUUUACCGUUCACCUGUUAAAUAUGAAGUAGGAGAUGAAAUUGGUUGAAAGUGUUAAUGAAGGAUUUGCAUGCUUGCUAUAUCUGUUAAUCAGGUAAGCAAGCCUCCCCCAAUUUAUCUUGAGAACACUAAAUAUUUUGUGGCUGGAAUAUUGUUGCUGCUAGAACCUAAGCAAAGAAAUAUCACUUAACUGUGGAGUGGAUUUGACCGCUGAUGGGCAUUCAGGCCACAUGUGAAUAUGAUCAAAAAUGCUUUUCAUAAUUGUUUGUGUAUUAUUAUGAGAAAAAAACAUCAAAACUGCUGUAGGUCCCCAUUUCUACUGUAUUUCACUUGCAACCUAUUUUUAAUAAACUUUGUAUUGUAUUUAACUGCACUGUA